UUGAAGCACGUGACCUGAGAACACGAGGCAUCGUUUCAAGAUGGUUUUGUUUGUGCUCUACGAACAUGCAUCUGGCUAUGCAGUGUUUAAAGUUACAGCCCAAGAAGAAGUCGGUGUUCUUCUACCGGAGGUGCAAGAAUCUGUUAUGGAUUUGGCUCGCUUCGGAAAACUUGUGAAACUUGUAGCCUUCUCACCUUUCAAAUCAGGGACAAAUGCUUUAGAUAACAUCAACUGUGUUUCAGAAGGAGUUGUUCAUAAAGAUCUAAAAGCAUUCCUAGAAGCCAAUGUACCCACUGGCAAAAAGAAGUCCAAAGUUUGCCUUGGCGUUAGUGACAGCAAACUGAGUGCUGCUAUCCAAGAGUCAGUAGAAAUCUUCUGUGAAUCAAAUAAUGUAGUUACUGAGGUGUUGAGAGGAAUUCGUCUGCAUUUUGAGAAGAUGAUCAAGGGCCUUACAGGGCAAAUGGCAGCAAAAGCACAGCUUGGUUUAGGGCACAGUUAUUCCCGAGCCAAAGUAAAGUUCAAUAUUCAUAGAGUGGAUAACAUGAUCAUUCAGUCAAUUGCCUUGUUGGAUCAACUGGAUAAAGACAUAAACACCUUUUCAAUGAGAAUCAGGGAGUGGUACUCUUAUCAUUUUCCAGAGUUGGUUAAGAUUGUUGGUGAUAAUUAUAUGUAUGCUAAAGUAGCAAAGUUUAUCAAGUCAAGAAAAGACUUCACAGAAGACAAACUAGAAGCUCUGGAGGAAAUAGUGAUGGAUGAAGGCAAGGCCAAAGCAAUUUAUGAGGCUUCAAAGUCUUCUAUGGGAAUGGACAUUUCUCCAUUAGAUUUGAUGAAUAUAGAGGCAUUUGCUGGGAAAGUUAUAGGCUUAUCGGAUUACAGGAAAAGUCUGCAUCAGUAUCUAAUAUCUAAAAUGUCCAGUGUUGCACCAAAUCUUUCAUCUCUAAUUGGUGAAUUGGUUGGUGCAAGACUUAUUUCACAUGCUGGUAGCCUUACCAACUUAGCCAAAUAUCCAGCAUCAACAGUUCAGAUUCUGGGAGCUGAGAAAGCCCUUUUCAGAGCUUUAAAGAAAAAGGGCAAUACACCAAAAUAUGGACUCAUCUUCCAUUCGUCAUUCAUUGGACGUGCAAACAAGAAAAACAAGGGUCGUAUCUCUAGAUACUUGGCAAACAAAUGUUCAAUAGCUUCAAGAAUCGACUGUUUCUCAGAAAAACCAACCUCCGUGUUUGGAACAAAACUGCACGACCAAGUUGAGGAUCGCUUAAAUUUCUAUGAGACUGGUGAAGCUCCGAGGAAGAACAUAGACGUCAUGAAAGAAGCCAUUGAAGAGUUUAACAAAGAUGACGAUGAGAGCAGUGGGAAAAAGAAAAAAAAGUUGAAGAAGGAGAAAAAGAAAAGCAGGCCCCAAGAGGAUGAAAAUGAAAAUCAUUUGAAUGGCCAUGGUGAAAGUCUUACUCAGAAAAGUUCUGAGAAGAAAAAGAAGAAAAGACAAUCAGAAGAGGUCGUUGAAAAUGAGAGUGAGGAGCCCAAGAAAAAGAAAAAGAAGAAGCAAGAGCCGGAAAUUGAAAUUAAAAUCGAGGAUGGGGAAAAGAAGAAGAAGAAAAAGAAACUGAAGACUGUUGAGUAAGGAAAUUACACCUGGCACUCUUUAUCAACAUGUUAAGACACAGUCAUUUCCUUGCUAGCUAGAGCUCCUUCCUUCACCUGAAGGAAAUAAGGGAGAAAAGAAUUUCUCUAUGUAAAACAGUAUUCUCUCUGUUAAGUCCCUUUGGGGCUUAUUUAUUUCCACUUCAUUACAAGGCAUGCUUUAAUAGAAAAGGGGGGAGGUUAUUUUAAUCAGGUAGGAAAAGGCUAAAGUAUUAUUCUGAGUAUUUUUCUAAAUUUAAGUAUAAGAUAUACACUUGUGAUGAACAUUUUAUCAUAUGGGUAAUCUACUUUUUGUCACCUAUAUUAUGUACACUAAUUUCAAAAAGGGUUGCUAUAGCCCAAAACAAAAAGGAGACAGGUUAUUCCAAGACUAAAAGGAAUCAUGCAUAUACAACUUAACAUGAAACAGAUGUAUAUUUAACUAAACAUCUGCCAUGUUUAUGAGGGAAUCUCAUCUUUUCUUUUGAAGCCACUGUUAUACUGCUGCCUAUGAUGUCUUUCAAGAAUGGUGGGUGAAGGGGAGGGGGGACUAAAUAGAGAGAAUGCAACAUUUUUAAUUCCUUGAUUCCAUUUUAGCAAAACCUGUCAAUGUAGAAUUGUGUUAAGUAACGCAUGUGUUUGGAAUGAACUUGUUCUUUUUACUGCCGAUCUGAACUGAUUACAAUCGCUUAUUACUCUAGUUACAUAGUCAUUUGUUGCUGUUUCAAUUGUCAAUAAAUGUCACAUGACGAUCAGAUUA
Messenger RNA from Actinia tenebrosa (Australian red waratah sea anemone), 2380 nucleotides. Its product is annotated as nucleolar protein 56. NCBI's taxonomy places the organism in Eukaryota, Metazoa, Cnidaria, Anthozoa, Actiniaria, Actiniidae. Gene Ontology annotation, cellular component: box C/D methylation guide snoRNP complex; small-subunit processome. The record is from RefSeq and is a predicted model, not a curated record. Gene Ontology annotation, molecular function: snoRNA binding.